AUGCCUCCGUCAUCUUCCCUCGACGCACGCGACGCAGCUAUCAAGCAGGCAAAACGCUACCUCCGCGACGCUGUCCGAAACGACUGGUCUUUUGAAAAUGAUACAUUCCAGUCGCAUCCACAUUCAGCUCUGGGGCCGCAGGAUGUCCGCGAAUGGCGACAGAGAGAAUGCGAUAGUUCGUCGUCAGAGUUGGAAGCGCAUGGUGCUUCCGUGACGGUGGAGGGGAUCAGUGUUCAGAAUCAUGCCUCCGGUCGUGACAGUGCUAUCGCCGAGUCGGAGAUGGGUUUGUCGCCCGCGGAGAAGAAAGAAAAACGGCGAAGGGAAAGGGAGGAAGAAAUAACGUGGAACAAGGGGUUGAAAAUUUGGACUGCAAGACGGGAUGCAUGGACUGGUGCUCUAAGACGGCGGGAUAUUUACAAGGACGGGGAUAAGGAUGAGGAUGAGGAGUCGUCCCAGCUUGAGCGUUCCAAGGAAUACCAGGAAAAUGGAUCUGAGCAGCAGCAGCAGGACGUCGCGUGUAUAUCGGCGCCCAGUACUCCUACGUCUCCUUCAUCAAGCAACCCACACUACGACAACCUGACGACCAGGACGGAGACGCAGCUGUCAAUCUCCGAAAAGGGCCAUGAGCCAGAAAAGCGAUCCACGGACACAGGCAUCACAGAGCCAGAGCCCUCUUCGUCCACGGCUUCAGCAUCCAAAACCCAGGAUUCAAAUUCACAUCCGACCUCCCCAGAGAAUGGGCUCCUUAUCCCCAUCGCCCCUCCCAUACUCCCUACCGAUCAUCCUAUCCGAGCAUCAAUAAACCCCUCCCUCUACCCUUCUAUUUACAGCAAGGUCGUUGUCCAGGGCCUCACGCCCACAGUCCCCAUCAACCUCUCCGACAUGACCCAUGCCUUGGUCCAGGGCUGGAAAGCUGAUGGGCAGUGGCCUCCCCGUUCAACACCCAUGCCUGCUCCUACUCUGGGGAUUCGUCGCGAUCGAAAUCGAGGACUAAACAUCACAACCACUGUCACUGCCACCACUACAUCCCCCAAGUCUUCUACACCGUUCAAUACCGGCGCUGGCGCCGGGAAUGACGUCCCCUCAUCCCCAGAAAGCAGGAAACGAUCCACUGUCGCUAGCGCCGUGAAGAAGGUACUCCAUUUUUCGGGCCUUCAUCGCCGGAAUCCAAGUCAUGGGAAUGCAAAUGUGGAUCAUCGUACUGAACGGCAGGCAAGCAUCCCUGUUGUUGAAGAGGGGGGUCAUUUAUGA
This is a messenger RNA of Monascus purpureus, 1251 nucleotides long. NCBI's taxonomy places the organism in Eukaryota, Fungi, Ascomycota, Eurotiomycetes, Eurotiales, Aspergillaceae. The record is from the annotation of a GenBank genome assembly.